Cuscuta epithymum is the source of this 3748-nucleotide messenger RNA. Lineage: Eukaryota; Viridiplantae; Streptophyta; Magnoliopsida; Solanales; Convolvulaceae. The record is from the annotation of a GenBank genome assembly.
UAUCUGUUAUCCAGUCGAAGUCCAUGUCCAUUAGACCAUUAUCCACUUCCUACUAACGAAGUGGAGCUGCAGCUGCAUACCUCACAACAAUGGCAUUAAAACUAUUUUCUUUGCCAUUUCAUACUGCCAUCACUACUGCUUCUCAAUCAAAGCUGGCGCAGUUCUCUGGCUCAAAGUCGGCGACUUUUGCUCAAACUUUUCCGAAACACGUCGAGGAAUCAGGUCGGAGAAGGUCGUAUUUAGCGUGCAUGAAAUCGGAGGAGGAUAACGUUUCAGAGGGGGAGAACCAAUGGGGAAAGGUCUCUGCCGUGCUGUUUGAUAUGGACGGUGUGCUUUGCAAUAGCGAGGAGCUGUCUAGGAGGGCAGCUGUGGAUCUUUUCGCUGAAAUGGGGGUUCGGGCUACUGUUGAAGAUUUUGCACCCUUUACGGGCAUGGGGGAAGUGAACUUCUUAGGUGGUGUUGCUAAUGCAAAAGGUGUUAAGGGAUUCAAUCCUGAUGCAUCAAAGAAGAGGUUUUUUGAGAUAUAUUUAGAGAAGUACGCAAAACCAAAUUCUGGCAUAAAUUUCCCCGGCGCCUUUGAGCUUGUCACACAGUGUAAAAGCAAAGGUCUCAAAGUUGCUGUUGCCUCAAGUGCUGAUCGCAUCAAGGUUGAUGCAAACUUAGCAGCCGCUGGUUUGUCAUUAUCGAUGUUUGAUGCAAUUGUCUCUGCAGAUGCAUUUGAAAAUUUGAAGCCUGCUCCUGAUAUUUUUUUGGCCGCAUCAAAGAUUUUGAAUGUGCCCCCUAGUGAGUGUGUUGUGAUUGAAGAUGCAAUAGCUGGCAUACAAGCUGCCAAAGCAGCAAAAAUGAGAUGCAUAGCUGUGACCACAACAUUAGCAGAAGAUACUAUAGAAGCAGCUGCUCCGACUCUUAUCAGAAAGGAGAUAGGCAAUAUUUCAACUGAUGAUAUUCUCAGUGGUGGAUCUGAUUCCCAUAAGGUGAAGAUGCAGGCAUCUCAAUCUAUCAGUUAUCAUGCACCAUCUUCAAUUGAACCCAACAUUAAAGAGAUUACAUCUGUGCAGGAUAAAUACCCUACCAUUGAUCCAAUCUCCUGGUUUGGAGGUAUAUCUGUUGGCUCUUGAAGACACUUGAUUGGUCAAUGAAGACUGUUAAGACUAUUCAACUUCUAGAUCAGCACAAGUAUGAUUUCAGUUUAAUGUGACAUGAGGCUGCAUAAAUCAUUCAUCAACAGGGUGCACGUGUCCCGGCACAAUGUUUUGAGAUAUACAAGUUUGGGCAUUGCUGUUUCCUGUCUUGUUUUCACCAUCACAAAUUGGAAGGCAAUGCAGUAUACGUCUCCAAAAGCUAUUUGGAACUUUUUAUUUGGAGUCAGCAGCCCCCCUUUUGGACAAAGUGAAGACUCAUCUCGCACACAGAGAAUUGAACAGCUCAUAAACUAUAUUUCUGAUGUAGAGACCAGGAAAAAUGCAACUACUGUGCCAGAGUUCCCAGCUAAAUUAGAUUGGCUAAAUUCUGCCCCUCUUCAGCUCAGCCGGGAUUUGAGAGGCAAGGUCGUUCUUCUGGACUUUUGGACAUACUGCUGUAUUAAUUGUAUGCAUGUGCUGCCAGAUCUGAAAUUUCUGGAGAAAAAGUAUAAAGAUAUGCCUUUUGUUGUCGUGGGUGUGCAUUCAGCAAAGUUUGACAAUGAGAAAGACCUAGAAGCUAUUCGCAAUGCAGUGUUGCGCUAUGAAGUCACUCACCCAGUUGUUAAUGAUGGAGAGAUGAAUUUAUGGAGAGAGUUAGGUAUAAAUUCCUGGCCCACCUUUGCUGUUGUUGGGCCAAAUGGAAAGCUUCUUGCACAAAUUGCUGGUGAGGGUCAUAGAAAGGAUCUUGAUGACUUAGUUGAGGCGGCACUUCUUUUCUAUGGUAGAAAAAAGCUAUUGGAUAGUAGUCCCAUUCCUUUGAAAUUGGAGAGAGACAAUGAUCCCUACUUGUUAGCAUCCCCUUUGAAAUUUCCGGGUAAACUGGCAGUUGAUGUUCUCAACAACCGUCUGUUCAUUUCCGACAGCAACCACAACAGAAUAGUAGUUACUGACCUUGAAGGGAACUAUUUGGUUCAAGUUGGUAGCACAGGGGAGGAGGGUCUUCAUGAUGGUAAUUUUGAUGAGGCGACUUUCAAUCGACCACAGGGUCUAUCUUACAAUGCAAAGAAAAACCUUCUUUAUGUGGCAGAUACAGAGAACCAUGCUUUGAGAGUCAUUGAUUUUGUAAGUGAGUCAGUAAGGACCAUUGCUGGGAAUGGAACAAAAGGUUCUGAUUAUGAAGGGGGACGAACAGGAACUACUCAGGCUCUCAAUUCUCCAUGGGAUAUCUGUUUUGAUCCUGAGAAUGAGAUUGUAUACAUUGCAAUGGCCGGUCAGCAUCAAAUCUGGAAGCAUUAUACAUCAGAAGGCGUAACAAAAGCUUUCAGUGGUGAUGGUUAUGAGAGGAAUUUAAAUGGGUCAAGCUCCAGGAACACAUCAUACGCACAACCUUCUGGGGUUUCACUAUCACCUGACCGAAAGGAGGCAUAUAUUGCUGAUAGUGAGAGUAGCUCCAUUCGAGCCGUUGAUCUUAGGACAGGAGGUUCAAAAUUGCUUGCUGGUGGUGACCCAAAUUUCUCAGAUAAUUUGUUCCGGUUUGGAGACCUUGAUGGAAUAGGUUCUGGUGCACUUCUUCAGCACCCAUUAGGCGUUUUAUGUGGUCGAGAUGGUCAAGUUUAUAUAGCAGAUUCGUACAAUCACAAGAUUAAGAAGCUAGAUCCAGUUAGUAGAGCAGUGAGCACAUUAGCUGGCACUGGUCGUGCUGGCUUCAAGGACGGGGCAUCUUCAAGAUCUCAGCUCUCUGAACCAGCAGGAAUUGCUCAAGCAGAAAAUGGAAGAUUAUUCAUAGCAGAUACAAACAACAACCUUAUCAGAUAUUUAGACCUGAUCGAUGGAAAAGCUGAACUUCACACGCUACCAUUAAAGGGAGUUCCGCCUCCUGCAGCUAAAUCCCCAUCUUUGAAACGGCUUAGGAGAAGACGAGUGGACACACAGACCAUUGUUGUUAAUGGUAGUUCAUCAAAAGAAACUCUGUUACAUCUCCAAAUAUCUGUGCCUGAAGGUUACCACUUCUCAAAGGAAGCACAAAGUAAAUUUUGCAUUGACAUGGAACCAGAGGAUGCAGCUCAGAUUUAUCCUAUGGAUGGAAGUCUCAACACAGAAGGUUCUGCUCUUAUACAAGUCAGCAGGUCAUUGGCUUCACCUUCCACGGCUAGAAUUCAUUGCAAGGUUUACUACUGUAAAGAAGAUGAGGUUUGCUUAUAUCAGUCUCUGACCUUUGAAGUACAAUUUCAAGAGUUGAAUCCUGAUUCCUCUCCUGCCGAGAUCUCACUUCCAUAUUUUGUAAAGCCAAAGAGAUGAGAUGGUUCAUUCCUCCAUAGAUAAGCAUGGCAGCUUCAAGGUGCAGCACCGUACAAAACUAUGGAGGAGUUGAGAAGACAAAUGAGAUGGCACUAGGGAUGAAUUUAUUUUCUAUUCUUACUAAAUCAUAACAAAUAAUUAAUUAAUCUAAAUAAAGUAAGUAUAUUGCAUUUCAUAUUCAUACACUAUUUUUUUCUGUAUUUUUUUAUUCAUACACUUUUGUAAUAUAAUUUUAAUAGUCAAUGGAGCCAAAGACUCGAUAUAUUUUGGCUUGAGAAUAUGAUGGAAUAAAGCAAAAUGGCUCACAAAUUGUGUGCGCUUCUUUGUUA